AUGAUCUUAGAAGUCACUUUUUUUUCUUUUAUUCAUUAUGUGAAUUGUUCUCUUCUUUGUACUUGUUCAUAUCUAUCUAUCUAUCUAUCUAUCUAUCUAUCUAUCUUAAUUACCACACAAUAUAAGACAGACAUGAAGUCGACCAACCCACUCUCUACUUCAAAUUUAUCUACACCCAUUCCCAAGAGUAUCCUUGUGCACACUCCUGGCCGUGAUAUUGGAUCGAGUCGGUGGAGGUUGAUACGUCGCCAGGAUGAGAUGCAUAAAAAACGUGUUAGGAGUUACAGAUGGUUACCCGACCCCGCCUCUUUCGUUCGCUUCUUUUCGCCGACGACUUUGCCGAUUCUAUCUAUCUAUCUAUCUAUCUAUCUAUCUAUCUAUCUAUCUAUCUAUCUAUCUAUACCAUGGAGGAAAUUUAAUUAUAUAGGCAAACCUAUCUAUCUAUCUAUCUAUCUAUAUCUAUCUAUCUAUCUAUCUAUCUAUCAUCAGACUUUACUUUAA
Molecule: messenger RNA, 501 nt
Organism: Acanthosepion pharaonis
Lineage: Eukaryota; Metazoa; Mollusca; Cephalopoda; Sepiida; Sepiidae
Source: the annotation of a GenBank genome assembly